Necator americanus (New World hookworm) is the source of this 267-nucleotide messenger RNA. RefSeq lists its product as uncharacterized. The transcript is spliced from 2 exons. NCBI's taxonomy places the organism in Eukaryota, Metazoa, Nematoda, Chromadorea, Rhabditida, Ancylostomatidae. The coding region runs from base 1 to 267 and encodes 88 amino acids. The record is from RefSeq and is a predicted model, not a curated record.
AUGCUGACUGCUUCUGCGAAACCAGUGCCGAAACUUCCACCUAGGCGAGAGCCAAGAACUGUCUACAACUACAAGAGCAAAGCGGGGAAUCCAAGUUCUACGAGGAUUCUGCUCGAGACGAGACAAGUUUGGAACGCCAGCAAGUCGCAGCGCGAACUUAGGACAACGGAUUGUAAGGUGGCGAAAGCAAAAGUGCCAGAGGUCUUCGAGGGAUGCGACGACGGUAGAUCAAUGAGGCUAGCAUCACAAGCCGAGGAUAUUCCAUAA